Molecule: messenger RNA, 1380 nt
Organism: Hypanus sabinus (Atlantic stingray)
Lineage: Eukaryota; Metazoa; Chordata; Chondrichthyes; Myliobatiformes; Dasyatidae
Exons: 1
Coding region: 1-1380 (459 amino acids)
Source: RefSeq, a predicted model, not a curated record
AUGGUGCCCACAGUGACAGACUCUGCCAUUCCCCCACGCCUGGGUCCAGUCCUGCCAGUGCCCACAGUGACAGACUCUGCCAUUCCCUCACGUCUGGGUCCAGUCCUGAUGGUGCCCACAGUGACAGACUCUGCCAUUCCCCCACGCCUGGGUCCAGUCCUGCCAGUGCCCACAGUGACAGACUCUGCCAGUCCCUCACGCCUGGGUCCAGUCCUGCUGGUGCCCACAGUGACAGACUCUGCCAUUCCCUCACGCCUGGGUCCAGUCCUGCCGGUGUCCACAGUGACAGACUCUGCCAGUCCCUCACGCCUGGGUCCAGUCCUGCCAGUGCCCACAGUGACAGACUCUGCCAUUCCCUCACGCCUGGGUCCAGUCCUGCUGGUGUCCACAGUGACAGACUCUGCCAGUCCCUCACGCCUGGGUCCAGUCCUGCUGGUGUCCACAGUGAUAGACUCUGCCAGUCCCUCACGCCUGGGUCCAGUCCUGCUGGUGCCCACAGAGAUUGCUGCCAUUCACCCACACCUGGGUCCAGUCCUGUUGGUGUCCACAGUGACAGACUCUGCCAUUCCCCCACACCUGGGUCCAGUCCUGCCAGUGCCCACAGUGACAGACUCUGCCAUUCCCUCACGUCUGGGUCCAGUCCUGCUGGUGCCCACAGUGACAGACUCUGCCAUUCCCCCACGCCUGGGUCCAGUCCUGCUGGUGCCCACAGUGACAGACUCUGCCAGUCCCUCACGUCUGGAUCCAGUCCUGCCAGUGCCCACAGUGACAGACUCUGCCAUUCCCUCACGCCUGGGUCCAGUCCUGCUGGUGCCCACAGUGACAGACUCUGCCAUUCCCUCACGCCUGGGUCCAGUCCUGCCGGUGCCCACAGUGACAGACUCUGCCAUUCCCUCACGUCUGGGUCCAGUCCUGCUGGUGCCCACAGUGACAGACUCUGCCAUUCCCUCACGCCUGGGUCCAGUCCUGCUGGUGUCCACUGUGACAGACUCUGCCAGUCCCUCACGCCUGGGUCCAGUCCUGCCGGUGUCCACAGUGACAGACUCUGCCAGUCCCUCACGCCUGGGUCCAGUCCUCCUGGUGCCCACAGUGACAGACUCUGCCAGUCCCUCACGCCUGGGUCCAGUCCUGCUGGUGUCCACAGUGACAGACUCUGCCAGUCCCUCACGCCUGGGUCCAGUCCUCCUGGUGUCCACUGUGACAGACUCUGCCAGUCCCUCACGCCUGGGUCCAGUCCUCCUGGUGUCCACUGUGACAGACUCUGCUAGUCCCUCACGCCUGGGUCCAGUCCUGCCGGUGUCCACAGUGACAGACUCUGCCAGUCCCUCACGCCUGGGUCCAGUCCUCCUGGUGCCCACAGUGCCAGCAGCACAUUCAUGA